AGUUCCCGGCGGAGCGCGGCCCCAGCGCGGCUCGGCUCCGCUGUGCUCCCGCGGGGCCCGCUGCCCCCGCGCCCGGCCAUGGCGCGCUGAGCGCCGCGGAGCCGCCAGCCCGGGGCCGGCCGGGGCAGCCGGCAGGACGGAGCCGGCAGGACGGAGCGGGCCCGGCGGGCGGGACGGCGCUCGGCCUGCGCCGGGCGGGCGCGGCGGGCGGCGGCGGCGGUGGGCGGAGGCGCCAUGGAGCCGGCGGAGGUGAAGGACCGCAUCCUGGAGAACAUCUCCCUCUCCGUCAAGAAGCUGCAGAGCUACUUUGCUGCCUGUGAAGAUGAGACACCGGCCAUCAGAAACCAUGACAAGGUCCUGCAGAGGCUCUGUGAACACCUGGACCACGCUCUGCUGUACGGACUGCAAGAUCUUUCCUCGGGGUACUGGGUGCUGGUGGUUCACUUCACACGCCGGGAAGCCAUCAAACAGAUUGAAGUGCUGCAGCACGUGGCCACCAACCUGGGACGCAGCCGGGCCUGGCUAUACCUUGCCCUCAACGAAAAUUCCUUGGAGAGCUACUUGAGGCUGUUCCAGGAGAACCUCAGCCUGCUGCACAAGUACUAUGUCAAGAACGCCCUGGUCUGCAGUCACGACCAUCUGACCUUGUUCUUAACACUGGUGUCUGGACUGGAAUUCAUCCGCUUUGAUUUGGACCUGGAUGCUCCAUACCUGGAUCUGGCCCCGUACAUGCCGGAUUACUACAAGCCUCAGCACCUGCUGGACUUCGAGGAGCGCCUGCCCAGCUCCGUGCACGGCUCCGACAGCCUCUCCCUCAACUCCUUCAACUCUGUCACCUCCACCAACCUGGAAUGGGACGACAGUGCCAUUGCUCCAUCCAGUGAGGAUUAUGAUUUUGGAGAUGUCUUUCCAGCAAUGCAGACCAUGCCCAGUAGAGACUGGGAAGACGGGGACCUGACGGACACGCUCAGCUGCCCGCGCUCUGCCGCCUCGGAGGCCAACGGCGGCAGGGCCGCGGCUCGGAGCCCCACGCAGCGCCACAACCCCUUCAACGAGGACAGGGCCGAGGUGCCAUCCUCUGCCGACACCACGCCGGUGCACGCGGCUUCCCGGGACAAGGCAGAGGCCACCCCCGAGGGAACAGACCAGUCCGAGAGCUGCACAGAGCUGGAGGUCAUCAGGUUAGCCAAGAAGAAGAAGACAGGCAAGAAGAAGAAAGUGAAGCCUGAGGAGGCCGUGAACAACCCAGCACCUGCAGCGCCCGAGACCAGCGGGGACAGCGGCAUCAACGGGCUCAGCGACAGGGAGGAGCCCCCGAGGGACGGGGAGGGGGACAGGGAGGAGCUGCCAAGGGCCGGGGGUCCCGCUGCCCCGGGCGGGCCGGAGGAGGGUGGGGAGCGCGCUGCCCUUGGCCCGCUGGCCCUGCGCAUCCCCGAGAUGAAGGACACAUCCAUGGAGAGCGUGGGGCAGCCCCUGAGCAAGGUCAUGGACAGGCUCAACGGGCAGCUGGACCCCGGGGGCUGGAACGCCGCCCUGGAGCCCCCCGGGCAGCCCUUUCGGACCGGCACGCCAGGGGAGACCCCAGAUGGAUCGUCCUCUGGCGACUUCAGCGAGGGGAUUUCAGCCCCCAUGGACUUCUACCGAUUUACCGUCGAGAGUCCAAACACUGCUGCACCAGGUGGUGGCCACCAUGACCCUCCAGGGCCUGGCCAACCGCCACAUGUUUCUAGUAGCCCUGAGGCUCCUGAAGAAGAAGAAAGCAAAGAGGGAGAAGCAGUUGGGGCAGUAGAGGAGUCUGAAAGAGCGAGUGAUGAUCCUCAACCUAGCCAGACAGAAACCACCAACCCGCAGGCUCUCUGUGAGCCCAAGAAGGAGCAGCCCAGCCCUUCCCUGAGCAGCGCUGAGGACUCUGGGGUGGAGGAAGGGCAGGGCAGCCCCUCGGAGCUGACACAUCCCUCCGAGUUCAGGGUGGAUAACAACCAUCUCCUCCUGCUGAUGAUCCACGUCUUUCGGGAGAACGAGGAGCAGUUGUUCAGGAUGAUCCGAAUGAGCACGGGGCACAUGGAAGGGAACCUGCAGCUGAUCUACGUCCUGCUGACAGAUUGCUAUGUGUACCUGAUCCGGAAAGGGGCAGCGGAGAAGCCGUACAUGGUGGAGGAGGCCGUGUCCUACAACGAGCUGGAUUACAUCUCGGUUGGGCUGGAUCAGCAGACAGUGACCCUGGUGUGCACCAACCGGAGGAAGCAGUUCCUGCUCGACACUGCCGACGUGGCUCUCACUGAGUUCUUCCUGGUCUCCUUGAAGUCAGCCAUGAUCAAAGGGUGCCGGGAGCCCCCUUAUCCCAGUAUCCUCACGGAUGCCACCAUGGAGAAACUGGCACUUGCCAAGUUUGUGGCACAGGAGUCCAAGUGUGAGGCCUGCAACGUGGUUGUGCGUUUCUACGGCCUCGUUCACUGGGAGGAUCCCAUGGAUGAGGCGCUGGGACCUGCCAGCAGCAGCUGCUCCUCUGCAGAGCCCGCCAUCACCAAGGACGGCGUCCUGCACUACAAGGCAGGCACCUCCUACCUGGGCAAGGAGCAGUGGAAGCCCUGCUUCGUGGUGCUCAGCAAUGGGAUCUUGUACCAGUACCCAGAUCGCACGGACGUCACCCCUCUGCUCUCCAUCAACAUGGGCGGCGAGCAGUGCGGGGGAUGCCGGCGCUCCAACACCACCGACCGGCCCCACUCCUUCCAGGUGAUCCUGACGGACCGGCCCUCCCUGGAGCUGAGCGCCGACAACGAGGAGGACAUGGCAGACUGGAUGCAGUACUUCUGCCAGGCUGUCUCCAAAGGGGUGAUCCCCCAGGGCGUUGCCCCGACGCCGUGCGUUCCCUGCUGCCUGGUGCUGACGGACGAGAAGGCUUUCACGUGCCACGAGGACUGCCAGACCAGCUUCUUCCGCUCGCUGGGCACCGCGGAGCUGACCGACGUCACCGCCGUCUCCACGGAGGCUGGCAAGGAGUAUUGCAUCCUGGAGUUUGCUCAGGACAGCAAGGAGUUCCUGCCCCCAUGGGUCCUGUAUUUUAGUUGCACUACGGAACUGGAGAGGUUUCUGUCAGCACUGAAUGUCGCGUGGAGGAACAUCUACCAGGUCGAUCUCCAGCACAAGGCCAUUCUGGAUGCUGCUGUGAAGAAGAAAUGCGAGGAUGCCCAGAGCCUCAUCGACAGCGCCUGGCAGCGCAGUGACAGCCUCUGCCGGGGACGGGCCGAGCGGGACCCCUGGUGUUAACCCUGCCCAGGGGAGGACAGCUCACGGGGGCCCAUUUUUGGGGAUCAGGGCCUGUAUUGGGCUAACUGGCACCCCAAACCCUCCUGCCAUCGCUUGGUCCCCACCAGGGCCAUGCCUGCAGCGUGGACCCCGCGCUCUCCACCGAGCCAGGGACAUCCAGAAUGGUUUGGGGAGCAGCCAGACGCUUCACCACCUGCACCUUCCUCCUUGUCCAGCUGCCACGAGGCAAAUAAUUUGCCUUUCACAGAAUAAUGUCCCAGUAGUAGUGAGGGAGAGGGUGGGAGCAGAGUGAGCUGGGACGAGCAUCGCCGUUCUGGUGGGGAGCAGGACUGAGGACUUGUUCAUUCUCGAACAGGGUCGGGACGAGGUGGGAACACUCGAUCGCCACCGUGCAUGUUUUGUUGCUCAUACAAUCACCGCUGUGUUGGGAGGAGGAGUCAGCACCUCCCCACCUCCUGGAGAGUUCACCUGGAGCAUCCGGACACCACUGAGCCACUCUCAGCCUGUCCAGGAGAUAAGAGGUUAAGGAAGAAGGAACAGGGCCAAAUAUUUGGCUUAAAAAUGGUUUUAGGACAUCUCAGCGGCCGGUUUGUGGUUUGAAUGCUGACCCUGUGCACUGGGGAGAAGAGAUGGAGUCCCACGUUCUUCAGGUGUCCUGAGGGACAUUGUCACAUUGGUGGCUACCACCAAACACGUCCCCAUCUCCUCAGCUCACUGCAUCCGAGGCCAGUGAGGACCCAUCGCCACUUGGGCUCCACAACGAGCACUUUGGGGCACAGCCCCAGCUUUUAAAUAAUAUUAAUAACAAUAAUAAUAACCUGGAGACCUUCUCAUGUAAUAUAAGUUCACGGGGCCUUUUUGUGGGAGGAAACUUACGUGACUGAAUGUAUAUGUACAUACAUCUGCUUCCUUUUCCCCCUCCCCAAAUAAAUAGACCUUGGUAACUCAG
Molecule: messenger RNA, 4216 nt
Organism: Lonchura striata (white-rumped munia)
Lineage: Eukaryota; Metazoa; Chordata; Aves; Passeriformes; Estrildidae
Gene: PLEKHM2
Product: pleckstrin homology and RUN domain containing M2
Biological process (GO): Golgi organization; lysosome localization; regulation of protein localization
Cellular component (GO): endosome membrane
Molecular function (GO): kinesin binding
Source: RefSeq, a predicted model, not a curated record